Platichthys flesus (European flounder) is the source of this 3241-nucleotide messenger RNA. RefSeq names its product kelch-like family member 26 (gene klhl26). Gene Ontology annotation, molecular function: protein binding. The record is from RefSeq and is a predicted model, not a curated record. NCBI's taxonomy places the organism in Eukaryota, Metazoa, Chordata, Actinopteri, Pleuronectiformes, Pleuronectidae. The coding region runs from base 186 to 2000 and encodes 604 amino acids. The transcript is spliced from 3 exons.
UGUACAGGGGGAGGACAGGUAGACAGGAGAGGUCGUCUCUGGACCUCGGGCUGCUGCUCUCCCUCGGUGCCUGGAACAACAGGCGCGCUCCUCACUUUCCAAACACUAUGGUCGGAUCAGCCGGGCUGCUGACCUCGUCUCCCCGCUCAUGAAGAUGCCCCAUGCGCGCUGCUCUGUGCUAGAACAUGGCGGAGUCGGACGGUGGGGACUUUGCUUCGAAACAUUCGCAGAGCAGUAUGGCGAACAAGAAUAGCACCCUGCGCGGUUCCUUCUCGGCCCCGAGUCACAGCGCCACCCUCCUGCAGGGCUUGUCGUUUUUGCGGGCUCAGGGCCAACUGCUUGAUGUCGUGCUGGCCAUCAACGGGGAGCGCUUCCAGGUCCACAAAGCUGUGCUGGCUGCCUGUAGUGAUUAUUUCAGAGCAAUGUUUACUGGCGGCAUGAGGGAGUCCAAGCAAGACACCAUUGAGCUGAGGGGCUUGUCCGCCCGUGGGUUGAAACACAUUAUCGACUUUGCCUACAGUUCUGAGGUCACUUUAGACCUGGACUGUAUUCAAGAUGUGCUGGGAGCUGCUGUGUUUCUCCAGAUGGUCCCAGUUGUGGAGCUGUGUGAAGAGUUCCUCAAGUCCGCGAUGAGCGUGGAGAGCUGCCUGCACAUCGGCCAGAUGGCCACCACCUUCAGCCUGUCUUCCCUGAAGGAGUCGGUGGAUGCCUUCACUUUUCGUCACUUCCUCCAGAUUGCUGAGGUGGAGGACUUUCUGCACAUUCCCAUGGAGCGCCUGGUCUUCUUCCUGCAGAGCAACAAACUGAAGAACUGCAGCGAGAUCGAUCUCUUCCAUGCCGCCAUCCGCUGGCUCCAGUAUGACCAGUCUCGCCGGGCUCAAGCCAGCACUGUCCUCUGCCACGUGCGCUUCCCGCUGAUGCGCUCCUCCGAGCUGGUGGACAGUGUUCAGACGGUGGACAUCAUGGUGGAGGAGGUGCUGUGCCGCCAGUAUCUCCUCGAGGCCUUCAACUAUCAAAUCCUUCCUUUCAGACAGCAUGAGAUGAAAUCCUCGCGGACACUCAUUCGUUCGGACGUCGUGUCGCUCAUCGCCUUCGGGGGGACGCCCUACACCGACAACGACCACACAGUCAGUACCAAGGUGUUCUGUCUCCCCGACGUCACUGCCCGCCAGUUCAGAGAGCUGACGGAGAUGGAAACGGGGUGCAGCCACGCCUGCGUCGCCGUCCUCGAUAACUUUGUGUACGUCGUCGGCGGGCAGCACUUACAGUACCGCAGCGGCGAGGGCGCAGUGGACAGCUGUUUCCGCUACGACCCACACCUGAGCCAGUGGCUGCGCAUCCAAUCCCUGCAGGAGGGCCGUAUCCAAUUUCAGCUCAACGUGCUUCGUGGACAGCUGUAUGCCACCGGAGGGCGCAACAGAUCCGGCAGUCUAUCAUCUGUGGAGUGCUACUGCCCAAAAAAGAAUGAGUGGACUUACGUGGAACCGUUAAAACGCAGGAUCUGGGGUCAUGCAGGCACAUCGUGUGGGGAGAAGCUGUAUGUCUCAGGGGGUUACGGCGUCUCGCUGGAUGACAAGAAAACGUUUCACUGCUAUGAUCCAGUGUCAGACCAGUGGGACUUCAGAGCUCCCAUGAAUGAACCCAGGGUGUUGCACGCCAUGAUCAGCAGCGCGGAUCGGGUUUACGCUCUGGGCGGCCGCAUGGACCACGUGGACCGUUGCUUUGACGUGCUGGCCGCCGAGUAUUACGUUCCAGAGAAUGACCAGUGGACCACUGUCAGCCCCAUGAGAGCCGGGCAGUCCGAGGCAGGCUGCUGCUUACUGGACAGGAAGAUCUACAUCGUGGGAGGAUACAACUGGCACCUGAACAACGUCACAAGCAUCGUGCAGGUGUACAACACGGAGACCGAUGAGUGGGAGAGGGACUUGCACUUCCCAGAAUCGUUUGCUGGCAUCGCUUGUACACCGAUUAAACUUCCACAAAACACCACGCAACGCUGACCUGCGACUGUGAAGACUUUAUCCCAUGUGCUCUUCCUGCCGCCUGUCGUGUCAUCACAAGGUGUGAACGUAAUUUAAACUUUUUGUGUGUGUAUGUGUAUUUGAGAAAAGGACCUCUAAAGCUUCUAAGCAGCACUACACAGAGCGGCAUAUUAUUUUCUCUUCUUGUUAAGGAUAGGAUGUGUCUGAUUUAAGAGACACAACUUCAGAGAUGAAAACUCUUGGAUUUUUACGUUGGGACACUUCUGUGUUACAGGAACUAGGUUUAAUUAUUAUAAUUAUAGAUUUUGACUGUUUUGACACAUUUUAUCACGUUUCAGUGGAAAAGCCUAUCGUAAGAUGAGUAUUUUUUCUGUUUGAAUUCAACACCAGACUGAUUAAUAUAUUAUCUGCCAGUUACAUUUUAAGUGAGUCAUUAUAUAAUUAUAUAAUUAAUAUAGUGUAUAAUCAGUAUAUUUUGAAAAUGUCAGUCUUUGAUAGUUUGUUUUUUUUCCUUAUUUUAUCAACUUAAUAUGACUUGGAAAUCUUGGAAUUUCUUUAUUGAAAUCUUUGCUGUGCAAACACUGGAUCUUUUUAAUGUUGGACAUUUUGAUUGUACAGUUGUGAUUUUUUUAUUUGAUUGGUUUUUAUUUUUCAUAAACAAGCAAGAAAACUGAUCCUACUGCUCACAUGCCUAAUCACCAAACAACAUAUCAAUGCACAGAAUCAAAAGCACAGUAAACACAAGUUGUGUGUAAGUUCACGUCUCAGCUGAUCAAUUCUACAUUAUAUCGUUAAUGUUUGUUUUUGUUUGUUUGUCUUUAAUUACUACUUAUAACACAUCCCAACCCCAGCCACCGACAAACUUAUAGUUGUGUCACUCAAAGUAAUAAAAUACUGUACGCAGCUGCAUAAUGUAGUCAUAAUUUCAGUGUGUGUUGCUUUUGUGUUACCUGUUGUAUUCCACUCGGUAGAUGUAACGUUUGAUGUUGCAGGGAUCAAUUGUCUUGUAACGUCUCGCACGAGUCUUAAACUUUCACGCUCAGUAUUUCCUUUGACCACACUGUUGCACCUUUUUCCGAGCAGUAUUCAUGAGCUGCUUGAUUUGAAUGUGUGUAUAAGGAAGAAUCAAGCUUAAUGUUCUUGUUAUUUCCUUUUUAAAUGCGACCGUAUGACAGUGAGUGUCUCCUGUUUGCCUUUGUCCUGUUCUGCCUGUACCAAUAAAAGCACAUUAUAUUGUUGAAGUGCAAUAUAAAAGGAAA